AUGUCAGAAACGAAAAUAGAUUUGGAGGAGUUAUUACCCUCAUGGACCCAAUUCUAUGAUAAAUUCGAAAACAGCGAGGAAGACUGUUCCAGUGGAAGUAAUUGCGAUAAUAAUAACACGGCACUAAACUAUUUAAAGCCUAAAAUAGGACAAAGUGAUAAAAUACAAAAGGCAAUAUGCAUUGCGUGCAAAAUGUAUAAGGCAAGUAUGGGUCCCUUCAAGGAAGUAGUCUGGCAUUUCUUCUAUUAUUGGGCAGGGGACAAAUUAUCAAAGAGUUCUGUGCAGAAAGAACUUUUCGGAGCUGACAUAAGUUCUAUGUGUGGACAUAUAAAUAAUUCCUGUGGUAAUCAGCAAUGUGGAAUUCCCGAUGAACACAUUAACCAGAACAUUUUCACCAGUAGAAAAACAUUAUUCGAUUUCUGGUAUGACUGUGAAACUGCGCAAGCAUUGUUAGAUCAUAGUGCGUCCCUGGAUUUUGACAAAUGUGAAAGUUACGUAAAAGAUGUCGAAGCAGCACAUAAAGUAAUGCAAGCAUAUUGUCAGACCAAUUCUAGUAAUGAUAAAUACUGCGAAAACUUUUGGAAUUCACGUGGGAACCACAUUAAGGGCAAACUGAACAAAUUGGAAUCUGCAUUAACAGCUGCACGAGAAAGAAUAGCACAGGAGGCAAAAUUAGCAUCUCUUCAAACAGACAAAGCUAUCCGUGCUGCUACUACCACUUCUUCCCUUUCUUCCAUCAUCGGCACAUUAGGAAUGACAGUCGCUCCCUUCUUAUUGUAUAAGGUAAAGUUAUAA
Molecule: messenger RNA, 795 nt
Organism: Plasmodium coatneyi
Lineage: Eukaryota; Apicomplexa; Aconoidasida; Haemosporida; Plasmodiidae
Product: KIR protein
Exons: 2
Coding region: 1-795 (264 amino acids)
Source: RefSeq, a predicted model, not a curated record